GCAUGCACCUUCUCUGCAACCUCCUCCUGGAAAAAUAGCAUGAACAGAGUUUCCUUUCUUUAGGGUCUUCAUGUGAUCGAGUUUAAGAUAAGAUCUUGAAUAACACCCAUUGCCUCCUUUCGCUCUUCUCUCUCUCUCCCUCUCUCCUUCUCUCUUUCACUCUCUCCCAUAUCCUUGACCAUGAACGGCCCUCAGGACCCUAACCCUAAUAACACUCGCUUCGAAGAGAUGGUGGAUCUGCCGGAGUUCCAAUUAUCAGAUUAUCUCCUUCUCGAAGGUGAUUUCGAGGGAGAUUUUUCCGCGAAAACAAUGGCUAAUUCCGAGGAAAAUUCCGCGGGCAGCUCCAACGGGUUUGCUCCCCCCGAAGCCAGUGAAAGAAGAAACAGUAACAUAUGCAAAAGAGGGAAGAACAAGUCUGGUACCGGAAUGAGGGUUGCUUUCAGGACAAAAUCGGAGCUCGAGGUCAUGGAUGACGGGUUCAAAUGGCGAAAGUAUGGGAAGAAAUCAGUCAAGAACAGCCCUAACCCUAGGAAUUACUACAAAUGCUCGAGCAGAGGGUGCCUCGUGAAGAAGAGAGUGGAGAGGGACAGGGACGACUCGAGCUACGUGAUGACAACGUACGAGGGCGUCCACAACCACGAGAGCCCGAGUCUCGUGUAUUACAACUACAAGCAGAUGGGACCUGUCGUGGACGCCGUCGCUUCCGGCGGUUGGGAUCCGCAGGCACCUCCUUCGCACUAUUCCAGCUGAUCUCCCUCCUCAUGUAGAGGCAUUCCAAGCCCUUCUUUUGCCGUACUUUGAAUUAGUCUCGAUGUGGGUGUGCCCACACGAGAGGCUCACAUGCAUAGGUCGUCUCUCCUCAUGAAUAUUAUGUAAAACUUUCUUUGCUUUGGCCUCGAAUCACUGUUGAUUUGGCGAAUCACCAUAUAUUUGUUUGGCUUCAUCUAAUGGCAUAAAAUGAGAGCGUUUCCAUCUCUAUUGUUAAGUUAUAAAGUUGGAAUUGGCAUUUUACGA
Messenger RNA from Eucalyptus grandis, 1014 nucleotides. Its product is annotated as probable WRKY transcription factor 51. The coding region runs from base 181 to 750 and encodes 189 amino acids. The transcript is spliced from 3 exons. Gene Ontology annotation, biological process: regulation of DNA-templated transcription. Lineage: Eukaryota; Viridiplantae; Streptophyta; Magnoliopsida; Myrtales; Myrtaceae. Gene Ontology annotation, molecular function: sequence-specific DNA binding; DNA-binding transcription factor activity. The record is from RefSeq and is a predicted model, not a curated record.